AUGAACACUACACCUCCUCCAUCUUGCUCAGGAAACUUUUGUCCAUUCUUUGGUGAUCGACCACACCCCCCUUUUGCGGUUGCCCAAGCGAAACCCCCCCUCCCCUCCGAACCACUUAAAAUUCACGAGUCGGAUACCGGACUAAAGAGCGUGGCUUUCGCCAAGUCGACAAGGUUACUUACUCUUUUUGCAUUAUCAAAAAAGGAGAAAAAAUGGGCUUCGUUCGAUACGCGCGCCCAUAAUAUAUCACUCAUCAAACGUCACCACAAUGGAGACCUGAAGCGCCCUUUUUGUUGUCUCCCUUCUCCAGGAAAUUUUGGCGAUGCUACCUGUAUCAUUAUGCACAUCAUCGAAGAAAAUCAAAAAGAGGAAAAGCCUCCCUUUUUUUUAAUCCAGGGUUUUGUCCGAUGGACCGACAGAGUUUGCGGGAAGAGCCGCUCCCUCGCCACGGGACCCGGGGGUUGCGGAGCUCUCACUACCUUACCCCCUUUGGACCCAGCAAACUUAUUACUUAUAUGCAUUUUUGAUACGAGUACUCCGUACGGGAUGCUCUUUUCGGACAUGGCCAUGUUCUGGAACAAUUCUAGAUCAGCAGUCCCAGUCAUCCAUGGAGCAAACUUCGAGUUUGGCGAAUUAAAGGCACACCAAUACUUGAAUCAGCAUAGUGAAACAGUAUUCCAUACCGAACAGCGAUUUGUUCCAAGAAAAGCCAAGGACUUGCUGUGGUCUGCUCUUUCGCUACGAUGUUAUACAAAAGACGAGCACAAUGACAACUUUGAGCCACUCCUUCAUCAGCAACUCAUCAGCAACUCACCAGCAACUCACCAGCAACUCAUCGUCAACUCAUCAGAUUUCACCAUGGAAUAUUCGAUGCCAGUUGAUCAGGGAACCCGAAACCCUGUCAGCGAAGAGUCCCAGAACAUAGCUCCCCAGUAUCAGCAGGUGGAAAAAUGUCAUCACCCUCCCUUCCCGAAGCCUUCUCACAUUCUCUUACUUACGACUUCCCGGGAUUUACCGCCUUACCGCCCUCUUGCAACCAGCUUCGACCGCAGCAAGAGGUGGCUCGAUGUGAAUUUGUCCAACUUUUCCUGGGCGCGCUGGCCGUAUCUAAAGCCUGGUAUGCUCUUACCAACGAGGAGCUCGAAGCAUUCGAGCAAAGUCGAUACUCGCGGAUAG
Colletotrichum lupini is the source of this 1176-nucleotide messenger RNA. RefSeq lists its product as uncharacterized. The transcript has 9 exons. Lineage: Eukaryota; Fungi; Ascomycota; Sordariomycetes; Glomerellales; Glomerellaceae. The coding region runs from base 1 to 1176 and encodes 391 amino acids. The record is from RefSeq and is a predicted model, not a curated record.